Molecule: messenger RNA, 564 nt
Organism: Sorex fumeus (smoky shrew)
Lineage: Eukaryota; Metazoa; Chordata; Mammalia; Eulipotyphla; Soricidae
Gene: CUNH1orf232
Product: chromosome unknown C1orf232 homolog
Exons: 4
Coding region: 1-564 (187 amino acids)
Source: RefSeq, a predicted model, not a curated record
AUGAACCAGGCCUUCUGGAAAACCUACAAGUCCAAAGUUCUGCAGACCCUGAGUGGGGAAUCUGAAGAAGACCUGGCAGAGGAGAGGGAGAGCCCAGCAUUAGUGGAACCUGAGGCGGCAGAACCCACUGAAGAGGCCUUCAGUUCCAUGUCACAGCUGGCCCGCAGGGUUCAGGGGGUUGGGGUGAAAGGCUGGCUGACAAUGUCAUCUCUGUUCAACAAAGAAGAUGAGGACAAACUGCUGCCACAGGAGUCCUGUGCUGACCACCCGCUGGCGGCGCGGCCCCCCUCGCAGGCGGCGGCGCCGGAGGCCGAGACGCGCGGGCCCGGAUUCUGGGACGCGUUCGCCAGUAGGUGGCAGCAGCAGCAGGCGGCGGCGGCGGCGAUGCUGCGCGGUGCGGAGCCCGCCGAGCCCGAGCCCGAAUGCGCCAGCGAGGCGGCGGCUGCCGAGGCUGCUGAGCAUCUGGAGCCGCGGGAGACCGACCCCAAUGCCGGCUUCAAGUGGGGCUUCCUCACCCACAAACUGGCCGAGAUGCGGGUGAAGGCUGCACCCAAGGGCGACUAG